Messenger RNA from Pseudophryne corroboree (corroboree frog), 3429 nucleotides. RefSeq names its product programmed cell death 6 interacting protein (gene PDCD6IP). Gene Ontology annotation, molecular function: protein binding. Gene Ontology annotation, cellular component: endosome. NCBI's taxonomy places the organism in Eukaryota, Metazoa, Chordata, Amphibia, Anura, Myobatrachidae. The coding region runs from base 311 to 2917 and encodes 868 amino acids. The record is from RefSeq and is a predicted model, not a curated record. The transcript has a single exon. Gene Ontology annotation, biological process: mitotic cytokinesis; multivesicular body sorting pathway.
GGUCCCCGCUCUCCCGGCCAGCAGGUGGCAGCAGCAGCGAGCGCUGUCUUGUUGUUACCUGUCUGUGUCACUGACCACGGCAUAGAGACAGUAGCAGCAGUGUGUGUGAGGGGGCUGGGGCAGGAAGUGACAGUGCGCUCUCCUCCCGCAGGUGACUCAGACGCCGCAGCAGCACCUUGUGACCGAGUGACGGGGGCAGGAGGAGGCGGCACCCGGAAACAGCUUCUCUCGCUCGGCCGAUACUGACGGAGCACAGGGAGAGGCAGAGCCGUCACUACAGCCCGAUCUCCCGCACUCCGCAGCCGCCGCCAUGGCCUCCUUCAUCUCCGUGCCGCUGAAGAAGACGUCGGAGGUGGAGUUGGUGAAGCCGCUGUGUAAGUUCAUCCAGAACACGUACCCGCCCGGGACCGAGCAGGCCGAGUACUGCCGGGCGGUGGAGGAGCUGGGCAAGCUGCGGAAGAGCGCGGUGGGCCGGCCGCUGGACAAGCAUGAGAGCUCGCUGGACACCGUCAUGCGCUACUACGACCAGCUCGGCUCCAUCGAGCCCAAGUUCCCGUUCGCGGAGGGCCAGCUCUGCCUCACCUUCACCUGGAAGGACGCCUUCGACAAGGGCUCGCUGUUCGGGGGCUCGGUGAAGCUCGGCCUGCCCAGCCUGGGCUACGAGAAGACCUGCGUGCUCUUCAACAUCGGGGCCCUGGCCAGCCAGAUCGCCUCCGAGCAGAACCUGGACAACGACGAGGCCAUGAAAGCCGCCUCCCGGUACUACCAGCUGGCCGCCGGGGCCUUCUCCCACAUCAAGGACACUGUGCUCUCCGCCCUCAACCGGGACCCCACCGUAGACAUCUCCCCAGACACGGUGGGCACGCUGAGUGUCAUCAUGCUGGCCCAGGCCCAGGAGGUCUUCUUCAUGAAAGCUACCAGAGACAAGAUGAAGGAUGCCCUCAUUGCCAAGCUGGCCAACCAGGCUGCAGACUUCUAUGGUGAUGCUUUCAAGCAGUGUCAGUACAAAGAUGCUCUGCCCAAGGAGGUCUUCCCAGUGCUGGCCGCCAAGCACUGCAUUAUGCAGGCCUAUGCCGAGUACCACCAGUCCGUCCUGGCCAAGCAGCAGAAGAAAUUUGGGGAAGAGGUGGGCCGGCUGCAGCAUGCCGCAGAUCUGGUGAAAACAGUGUCCUCCAGGUAUGACGAGUAUGUCAGCGCCAAAGACCUGUCUGACAAAAUCAGCCGUGCUCUCACUGCUGCAAAGAAAGACAACGACUUCAUUUACCAUGACCGAGUCCCAGAUUUAAAAGAUCUCGAUCCAAUUGGAAAAGCUGCUCUUGUAAAACCAACUCCAGUAACCUCCCCGCUGAGCCCGAAGUACAGUGAUCUGUUUGAAAAGAUGGUACCUUUGGCAGUGCAGCAGUCCCUGAGUGUCUACAAUCAGAGGAAGGCGGACCUCAUCAACACAACCAUUGCUAAGAUGAGAGAUGCUACAACUUUAUGUAACGGGGUACUUGCUUCUUUAAAUCUUCCUGCUGCUAUUGAAGAUGUAUCAGGUGACAGUAUCCCCCAGUCCAUUUUGCAGAAGUCAAAGGCUGUAAUCGAACAAGGUGGCAUCCAGACAAUUGAUCAGUUAAUCAGAGACCUUCCAGAACUUCUCCAGAGAAAUAAAGAAAUUCUUGAUGCAUCGCUGAAGUUUUUGGAUGAAGAGGAAGCUACAGACAAUGAGUUAAAAGCAAAGUUUAAGGAGAGAUGGCAAAGAACACCUUCCAAUGAACUUUACAAACCCCUAAGAACGGAGGGCAGCAACUUCCGUAGCGUGUUGGAUAAAGCAGUUGGAGCAGAUGCCGUUGUGAAAGAGCGCUACCAGUCUCAACGUGAAGCUAUUUCAAUUUUGUGUAAGGGAGAAGCAGACCUCAAUGGAGCAAUUCCUUCUGCCAAUCCAGCAAAAACCAUGCAGGGCAGCGAGGUAGUGACAACACUGAAAUCCUUGUUAGCCAACUUAGAUGAAGUAAAGAGAGAAAGAGAGCAACUUGAAAAUGAUAUCAAGUCUGUCAAUUUUGACAUGACCACCAAAUUUCUUACUGCUUUGGCACAGGAUGGAGCCAUUAACGAAGAGGCUUUAUCUGUGACUGAGCUUGAUCGCAUCUACGGAAGCUACACUGAUAAAAUGCAGAGAAACUUGGCAAAGCAGGAGGAAUUAAUCAGCAAUAUUCAAGUUUCCCACCAGGAAUUUUCAAAGAUGAAGCAAUCCAACAGUGAAGCUAACUUAAGAGAAGAAGUUUUGAAAAAAUUGGCUGCUGGGCAUGACAGCUAUAUAGAGCUUGUAGCUAAUCUAAGAGAAGGCACACAGUUUUACAAUGACCUCACUGAAAUCCUGUUGAAGUUUCAAGGCAAGUGCAGUGAUAUUGUAUUUGCCCGGAAGACGGAGAGAGAUGAAUUGCUGAAGGAUUUGCAGCAAAGUAUUGCCAGAGAACCAAGUGCUCCUUCAAUGCCAGCAGUACCAAGUUACCAAACUGCAGCACCCACCCCUCCUGCUGGCACUGCAACAUCGAGCACUCCAACACCAGCACCAAGAAACGUCUAUGCUAAUAAACAGCCCCCACCACGUCCUCCUCCACCAUCCGUUCCUGCAAGUGCCCCAGCUCCUGUUAGUGCAGGACAAAAUAUGAAUCCUGCGGUACCAGGUGCCUCCGCCCCUGCACCCACACAGCCUCUUCCUAACACUAUACCUUCGCAGGCACAGGGUCCUCCGUUCCCAACCUACCCAGGAUAUACAGGGUAUUAUGGAAUGCCUAUGCCUGUUGGUUAUAAUCCAUAUAUGUAUGGCCAAACCAUGCCUCCCUACUUGUAUCAACCCCAAGCAGGUCAGGCCCCUUACCCAACUCAGCAACCUGGUUUCCCAUGCCCUCAGCCGCCUUUUUACCAACCUCAGUAAGAAGUGCUUAGAAAAAAAUGCUUUAAGAAAACUAAAAAAGAAAAAAAAACACUUUCACUGGCAUUUAGUGCCCUAUAUAAGAAAUAUAAAACUCCCUAAUUUCUGUCUUGAGUUCUAAGAACAGUUUGAGUUAAACUUCUGAGUGCACUAAGCUGUUUCUGCCUGCAUACCUUUACGCGUGAUCAGAAUGAAAAUAUGACUCAUAGUUUUGCCUGACAAAGAUGACCUUACACUGAUUUGGGGAUCCUUUGAUAAUGUACACACGCCCCUGGUAUCCCUAUGCUCUUUCAUAUAUUAAAAUUGGGAUGUUCUCUCAUUUGUUUUCUUUUUACUCUUUAUUUCUCUACAGUUCGGUUAUUGUAUGCUAUUUUUUUUGUCUAUUAAUCAAAAAGCCUUGUAAAUCAUCAUAAUGAAAAAUAAACCUAAAAAAGCACAGCAGAGCUUGAGAAUGUUAAUCUAAGAUGUAUAAUUCAAAUAUAGUUUAUAAAACAACUGCUACAUUUUGCAAAUUG